Molecule: messenger RNA, 2644 nt
Organism: Aplysia californica (California sea hare)
Lineage: Eukaryota; Metazoa; Mollusca; Gastropoda; Aplysiida; Aplysiidae
Exons: 6
Coding region: 13-762 (249 amino acids)
Biological process (GO): double-strand break repair via break-induced replication
Molecular function (GO): single-stranded DNA helicase activity; ATP binding; DNA binding
Source: RefSeq, a predicted model, not a curated record
UCCAGCCAAAAGAUGUUUGUGGAUGUGCCGGCCGGUGGCCAGGGAGGCGUGUCCCCGCAGGAAGUGCUGCCGCUGCGCUGUCAGGCGUGGGCGUACUGUGACCCCAGCACAACGCCCAGCCGAGGGAGGAAGGCCGACCUACUUCUGCCAGCCGCUGAUACGGGGCCUCUAGCCAAACCUUUACUAGACUCGUUCAGUUUCAUCAGCUUCCUAGACACGACAGAUGUGGGAGUGGCAGAUGAGACGGUUGUGGAGGCGGCCGUGCACACGCUGGUCUCGUGGUCGGAGGCAGGUUGUGAUGUCAUCGAGGAGCCGGACGUGUUGCAGGUGCAGGAUAUAGAGCAGCUCCUGUCCAUGGCCCGUGCGACAGAGCCAGAGAUGACGGUGGAGGCAGAGAUGUUGCUUCACAACUACUACACGGCGUGCCGCAUGGCGCGCAGUUCGGGUCUCUCAGGCUCUGACGUGCCCACCUCGGCCAUACACGCGCUGACGUCUCUGGCCGUUGGGUUUGCCAAGCUGAAGCUGUCGUCUGUGGUGAGGGAGGAGGACGCUGUGAUGGCCAUCUACCUGUACGAGGAAUGUCUCACCGCAAGAUUCGGUUUGUCGGUGCUACAAGUCCAGCCACAGCCUCACAUCCCUGAGAGCCAGCUGCCACAGUUUCUGGGCAAAGAGCUAGACCUGCUCCUACAACAUCUCCACAUACAGCUGCUCCGCUUCUGCUCACAGGUCGUUCAGUCCAGGUGUGUCAAGACGGAGGAAUAGAUAGACAGAGGAAUAGAUAGACAGAGGAAUAGAUAGACAGAGGAAUAAACAGACAGAGGAAUAGAUAGACAGAGGAAUACAUUGCUCAAAGAUUGCACAGUCCAGGUGUGUCAAGACAGAGGAAUAGAUAGACAGAGGAAUAGAUAGACAGAGGAAUAGACAGAGGAAUAAACAGACGGAGGAAUAAAUAGACAGAGGAAUAGAUAGACAGAGGAAUAAACAGACGGAGAAAUAAAUAGACAGAAGAAUAAACAGACAGAGGAAUAAAUAGACAGAGGAAUAGACAGACCACUCUUGGCACUCAUAUGACCUUAUGCAGGUGGGAGCGCCGUAAAACUUCUACUAAAAAAAUUUUUUUAAAGUGUCACUCUUUCACCUAAGGCUCGAGGCAGACCACACAAAACUUGUCUGGAUGACGGUAAAGAGGUCCUCCAAAGGAAUAACAUAACAACAACAACAAAAGCCUUCCACCUCGCCCUUGACCGAAAGAAUUGUCCUUCCCCUGGUCAUGAAAUGAUACGAGAGUGAGAAACAAAGUAAAAGUAAAGUAGAGCUCUUUCUCCUGCCUGAUGUCACUGCGGUUUUAUGAAAAACAAAUUCUGAAAUUAUGCAAACUGAGCCCAAAAAUAUGAAAUUAUGCAAUUCUGUUAAUGUUGUUAAUCUGUCCUGUAGAAGCAUUCAUUGUAAGGUAAGUAUUUAGACGUCUAGAUGAAUGUAGGCUUCUGUAUUUUUUAAUUUUAACUAAGAUUGAUAAAGGAAAAUAAUCAGAAAUUGUGCAAAAAAUGAUCAAAUUUUUCUAAAUUAUGCGGGGUGCGUAAAACCUCGGGGACAGCCUGCCUGUUAGAAGAUAUUCCCAGAUGCUACUUUUCCUUCAGCCACGUACCCCUUGUGGGUGUUGUUCCACUCAGUCUGUGCCAGGUAGUGUACGACAUUCUAGAACCUUCCAUUCUUGUUCAACAAAUAAAUUGUGCGAGUUACAUUCGCAUUUUUUUUUUUGCGUGUUCACUGCCAGAUGUAUUUUUUCCUUUUUGUUUUGUGCAUGUAGCUGAGUGUGUUGUGUGACUGUUUCCUUCAUGUACCGGUGGCCUGACUUUGUGAACUUUGUCAUAGAGGACCCAAGCACUGUAGCCAGCACAUAGUGAGAUUGGUGGGUCAGGGAAAGCUUUCCAUUAUGUCUGUCCCCGUCGUUUAAUGCAAGAAAGACUCUGAUAUUAUGCAAACUGAGCCCAAAAAUGUGAAAUUAUGCGAUUCUGUUCAUUUCAACAAAGAAUGAUAAAGGAAAAUAAUAAAAAAAUGAUGCAAAAAAAUGAUCAAAUUUGGCUAAAUUAUGCGGGGUGUAUAAAAGCACGGGGACAGUUAUAUGUACCAACUUUGUUGAGCACAUGUUUUAAAUACAAAGAAUGUACAUGAUGUAGUAGAAUAACAUUCAGGGAGAAAAACAUUUUUUUGCUGUGUUCGCAUUUCUUCACUAUCUGUGCAUUUGAUAUAUAUAUGGAGUCUGAAGUCACUGUAGUUUAAUUUUCAGUUUUUCAUUAGUUUCGUUAAGAUCUAAUCUUGGGAAAGAUCGUCUUCUUAGACGCCAUUGUAAACAAGUGAGAGUUCCGUUCACGAACAGUGCAUAACUGGUUCCACAAUGACUUGACGAUCGGUUCUUUGGAGUCCGUUCAUCGAACGGGAUACCCAGCUUGUUUAUAUAUAUAUGUGCCUACUUGAUGGUAGUUUCUGUUUAUCUUAACAUCAUUAAAGGAUAAACAGAAAGUACCGUCAAGUAUGCACAUAUUAAAUGCACAGAUAGUGAAACGUGAACAUGAUGUUGUAGGUGGGUGGUUGGCGGGUGCUCUGGUGUGGUUUGCUCCUUCCUUCUUUCCUGAUUCCUAUCAGA